CACUUAUCCUUCAUUCAAUCCUCUAUCUUCUCUCCUUCACUUCUUGCCUCUCCCUCACAAAAUCAAAGAACAAAAAGUACUCACAACUCUAUAUAACUAUCUCUUACAAGAUUCUUGAUAUUUCUCUCAAAUCCCUUUUCUUUCAUCACCAUGUCAACGAUAGUAUAUCAAGGCACUUUGCAAUCAUGUUUUGAGUCCCAAAUCAUUGAAACAACUACCCUUAAGCUCAAAGUCCCUUCUACUGUUGAAUUUGGCAGAGGACCUUGUAUAAUUGACAACAACAUAGACAAUCAUCUUAAAGAAAAAUGCAAUUAUCAAGUUACUAACAAGCCCUCCACAACAACUAAUCCUGAUUUGGGUGGUGGUUGGAGUUUUCUUCAAAAUCUCUCCAACAACAUUUCUAAAGACUCAAACUUGGAGAAAGAAAGUGGCAUUUAUGUCCACCCUUUAUCCAAGCGAUCCUCAUAUUCAUCAAGACUCAGUGAAAAAAGCCUUCAAUUAUGCACUGAAAGUCUUGGAAGUGAAACUGGAACUGAUAUCAUUGACAGCAACAUUUUCUCAUUCUCUUCUUCUUCUUCUUCAUAUUCACCAAUUGAAAAAUCAUCAUCAACUAAUGAUGACCAUGUGAUGACUCACCAAGCUGAGUCAUCAUCCACGUGGUCAAGAAAGAUUAGAAGUAAUAAUAAUAAGAAAUCUUGCAGCAAAUUUCCACCUCCUUUGACAACAAUAAGGGGUUUGAAUUCUAUGCAAAUUAGGCCCCACCGUGAAGAUGGUAGGUUAAUAAUCAAAGCUGUUGAGGCCCCACUUACACAUAAUUAUCUUCAAGCUGAAAGAAGCAAUGGUCGACUUAGGCUCUCUUUUUUCAAAGAUGAAAUCUCUGCUUCCAAUUUUGAAGAAAAUGAAGACUUAGAGGAAACUGAAAGUGAAAUUAGAGAUGAAGAAGAAGUAAAAGAAGAAGAAAUUGAAGAAAAAGAAGAUGACAUUAAGGUGGAAGAAGAAGAAGAAGAAAGUGACAUGCACAAUAUGAAAUGGGAUAUAGAUGGAAAUAAAUUUGAUGUUGAGGGUGAAAUGGGAAAGGAGAAAUGUCAAAGGCUAAGCAGGUGCAAGGAAAGUGGACAGGGGAACAAGGUUUUUUGUGAUUGGAGGAAGGCCUUAUGGGUGGCUACUUCCUAAUAUUUUUUAAGCUUUAUUUUGGAUCACUUAAUUAUAGUUUUUGACAUUUCCAUAUACUCUCAUAUGGUUUUGUUUCCCUUUGUCCGUUUAGACUACCGGCUUUUUGUGCCCCCACUUUUUGUUUUCUAAUUAAUUUCUUUCUAAUGUUUCUGCCAAAGAGGACCACUCAUUAAUGGGUCUGACUGUAUAAAACUUUUUCUUGGGCUGAA
This is a messenger RNA of Lycium ferocissimum, 1382 nucleotides long. Its product is annotated as protein FANTASTIC FOUR 3-like. Lineage: Eukaryota; Viridiplantae; Streptophyta; Magnoliopsida; Solanales; Solanaceae. The record is from RefSeq and is a predicted model, not a curated record. The transcript has a single exon. Bases 151 to 1173 code for a protein of 340 amino acids.